Molecule: messenger RNA, 4838 nt
Organism: Cyprinodon variegatus (sheepshead minnow)
Lineage: Eukaryota; Metazoa; Chordata; Actinopteri; Cyprinodontiformes; Cyprinodontidae
Exons: 2
Coding region: 777-2591 (604 amino acids)
Biological process (GO): circadian rhythm; regulation of DNA-templated transcription
Cellular component (GO): nucleus
Molecular function (GO): DNA-binding transcription factor activity; DNA binding
Source: RefSeq, a predicted model, not a curated record
GAGGAGAGGAGAGUAGAGGGGAGGGAGGCAGAGCCAAGAGAGAAACAAAAAACGUGACUAGGCACCCAAAGCCUCCUGUUAUGCAACAACUGACCUACUAACAUACAUUAGAGACUCGGCAGCGAAAAGAAAGAGAGCGAAAGGAGGAAAUAAAGAGAGGAAAAUAAAAAGAGGGAGGGGAGGAAGGAAUCGGAGCGAUCAUGACGGGAGGAGCGCACCAAAACAAGCCACUGUGGUUCCACAUCCACCGCCGCAAACAGCGGAGAGAGCUGAAGGCUUGGAAAGCGUGAGGCAAUUUUAAAGAGAGCGCUGGAGACCGAUGGAGAGAAGCGGACUGCUGGACAACACAGCUGUGUGCGCCCCUUUUUGGAUUCUCUGAUUUUUAUUUUUACGCAUGUUCAAGGGUGUCAUCUUGCAGAGAGAACGGAGUGACGGAGGGAAGCUAAGGCCAACAUACCCGAGAGACUAACAUGCUGAGAUAAACCAAACGUCCUACAUCCUGCAGCCUGUGUGGAGAUCUAGGACACUUUGCCCUCAGCUCAGCAAACUGUGUUGUUCUUCUACCAACCUUUAGUAACCAAGACUGGAGACUGAUCAAAUUCACCUCUGGGUUCUUUGUUGGAUAACGUGGAUAAAUGAGGGUUGCCAGCGUUACAUAUAAAUUGUUCUUCAUCUGUUUGAGGUAUUUAGACACAUAACUCUCAAACAAUAAACAAGUUUCCUGCUUCAGGAGGCAAGGUGCUUGCAUUAGUUGGAAGUGGCUACCAGUUUCAAGAAUGGAAAACUUAAGUCCACCUCUGAAAACACUGAGUAAUCCCUCAGGGAACAACCUGAACAUUGAGACCUACAAUGGUUACGAAGAGACUCUUCAAGGGACACCAGGUCGCUUAGGGCGUAUGAUCAAGCCCAAGCCCAAUGUCACCUGCAGACGAAAGCGUCAGUUCAUUUCUGAUGAGAAAAAGGACGCCUCUUAUUGGGAAAAGAGGCGCAAGAAUAAUGAAGCGGCCAAGCGCUCUCGGGAGAAGCGCCGUCUCAACGACAUGGUUCUGGAGAAUCGUGUUAUCGCACUGAAUGACGAGAAUGUGAGGCUCAAGACUGAGCUGCUCCAGUUAAAGUUGCGCUUUGGUCUCAUAAGCACAGCCUCCUACAUCGAGAAGAGCCAACAAAUGAACGUAGGAAGCGAUGCAGGAAAUGGAGGCUGUUCCUCAUCCUCCUCUUCUACUCAGUACUACUCCAGCGGCUACUCGAGUGGUUCUCAGGUGAUGAUUAACUCUGACUCUUCAGAAACAGAGCAGUCAGGGCGCAGCGAUGGCCACAGGCAGCUGGUGAAAUACUCUCCCCGAGGCUCCCUCUCUGACCUGUCCGAUGGCUCAUCCAGGGACAGCCCUGAGCCGAUUCCGUUUGAGAUCAAACAGGAGGGCGACAGAUUGGAGAUGGACAUCACCAGUGGCACCACAACCCAGAUUAUGUUCAACAUUCACAGGGGUCCAGCUUCUUCGUCUGCACACCACCAGAUUAAGCAGCAACAAGAGAUGGAGGCUGCAUAUCACCACCAGCCCCAUCUAAUUCAGCAGCAAUCACAACCCCAUCAGGAAACCGCUUCUGCUAUCAAAAACAUCAGCCAGGCUACCCCUAACCCCCCUGCUGCCCAAAGAAGUGUAAUCCUGUAUGGUGCCAGCAGUGCCUCCUAUCCGGUAGAUAUCGUCAGCAGGCCCCAGGAUGUUGAUGUGCAAGUAGCCUUAAAGCACAGCAGCAGCCAACUGCAGCAGUCAAUCACAGAGACCUCCUCAGAGACUCUCGCUGAGGUAACAAAGCAACUGGAGAGAAAGACAUUGGACUCCCCUCAAUAUGAGCUUUCUGACAGCUUUAGUGAAGUUAAACAGAGAGAGGUGUACAGAGUCUGCCAACUUACCCAGCAACAGUUAGAGCAGAGACAAGAGGACGAAUCACCUGUAGCUACCCACUGUGAACAGGUAGAGGGCGUCACCCAGGCCCAGUUGUGUCAGCAUCUUCAGCAACCUCAUCAUUCCUACCUCAGUGCACAAGAUGAGGAGCCACCAGUGCUUAGCUACGAGGGUGGACCCCGAGCCAACAGUUAUCUUCAAAGCCAAUCAACGUCGUUAAGUGACGGCGAUCCCUGCAAUUCUGACAAAGAGGCAUCGACAGAUGAUGAGGAAUCGCUGUCUUUGUCCUGCCCAGAUAUGAGCAGCCUCCACAACCAACAUCUUUCUGGGAUCCUUCAGUCCGGGUUGCCUCUUCCCCAGUACCCAGGCUGCUUCCAGAUGCAGGGCUGGGAUCCCCAAGGGGAGGUAAGGGGGACAGCUCUGCCCCACAAACUCAGACUCAAACACCGGGCAAUGAGUAGCGGCAGUAGUGGUGGCAACUGCUCUGGACAAGACUCCCCGACCUCUCCGCCGUCUGCUACCCCACCUCCUUUGCCUCAGCACCCCUACCUUUCCCUCUCGCCUUUGGAGAACAUUAAGCAAGAGCGUCCAAGUGGAGCUUGCAAACUUGUAGCAUCAGAAGGGGGGCCAAGGAAAGACAGUGGCAAAAAGGAAAGUGGUGGGAGACGGAACAAGAGGCGAGAUUAGGAGGCAAGUUCUCCUCUAAGACUGCUCUGCCAUCAUGCCUUUGCCCUACCAUAAAAUGCCCUUCUGAAGCAUCUGGGACAUGAUUCCAGGCUUCCCUAUCCCUCGAUUUGGGAGAAAAAAACGGACACAUUGUAGGGCUGUGUAUCAUAUUUGUAUAUGUUGUACAGAUUUUGUCAUUUCUUACAUCCUCUCCAUACUUACUGAAGCAUGUUGUCUAUAGGGUGAGGAGAAAUGAAACUCCCUGUUUUUUCUACUUUCUCAUUCAGCAGCAUCCAGCAGAAUACACCGGCUAAAGCACAUUUUUGAUAGUAUACGAAAAGGAAUGUAAAAAGAAAAAAAUCCACUUACCACAAAUUUGAUACAUGUUCAGAUGUAGAUAAACAUACAAAUGUAUGGGGUCUCUGCCUUAACUACAAUCAAAUGCAAAUGAACACCUUCGACCAAAGAAGCACCAAUACAACAACUAUUAGUUUUCAUACCUCUUCCCUGGCCCUACCUCUGCCAACCCCUCUCCCUCUUAGCCAUCUGCAUUAUUCCACGAAAGAUCACAUCACAGUUAUUUUUGAAGCACUUGUUUUGUACAUAAAUUUGAUGUAAAUGAAUACAUGUAUCUAUUUUCUGCAUCUAUUUAAAAAAAUGAAUACACAUUCAGUAGAAAUGCAGCAGAAAUGAUGUAUCUGAAAAUGACUGUUCUCUGACAAAUCACAACUAUCGCACAGUGGGGGUGCAACGAGAUCUCGUGGCAGGAGAUUUUUUUAAGGGCCUGAUUCAAUUGGAAAUAUAACAUGACAUUGAAGUGACAUUUUUACAGAUUCAAACAAGUUGAGACUCUUUAUCCGAAGGUUGAAAUCUAAAAACUCUUCGGUCAUAACAUUUUAAAAUCAUAUUGGACACAUCUUCCUAAAGCCCACUCUGCCUAGGACGGUUCUGAUGCUGUGAGAUGACAAACCUGUUAACCGGCCACACCAAAUCGCCAAGAACACCUUGAAAAAAAGCUUAAAUCAAAUCAGCUGCUGUUCUUUAACCCCUAGGAGUGUCUAUCUGCCAUAUAAAACCACUGCGGUGUGAUGGCGGAGAGCCGCCUUAUUGCUUAUUAUAUGUUGCUACAAAAUUGGAAGGACCACAUGACUCAUAGAUGGGAUGUAGUAUUUAACAGGCUAGUAGAUAAUGGGUAGGGUUGUACUUAGUUUCUUAUAUCAGCAACAUGUGUGACCUAAAACCAGACUUCAAUGAUUGUAGAGUGAGCAUUAGCUGUCAACGAGGCUAAAGUUAGCAUCUCCAUCGGUGCCUCCAAAUACAGAAAUAAACAUUAGGUAAAAUGAUAAAUUCUAAAACUGGAUUAUUCUACGAUACAUUUUUGAAAUUUCAAAAAUAUUAAUGCUAUUUUUAAAAAAACUAGAAGGAAAGAGCGAAACUGAAAGCGUGGACAAAUCAAACCUGGACUUAAAUGUUAUAUACAGACUCCAGAGAUAUAUAUGUAAAAGAACUGGCAAUUUUUUGUAUGUUUGCUUAAAAAGAGAUAAUAUGGACCCCCUAAUUCUUGUUAAUGGUAACCCUGUAACCCCAAAUGUAUCAUAUUUGAUACAUGAGGUUUUUAAAAACCUCUACAUCAUCAGUGUGAUUUCCUGAUAAACCUGAUGAACACAAUCAAACACGUGUAGUGAACAGAAAUGAUACAAAUCAAACCUCCUAUAUGUAGUUUGACAUUUUACUUGUCACAGGACCCCAGUAAAAAUAAAAACUUUUUUUCUGAAAAUGAUGUCAUGUUUCUAUUGUUGAGGAUCUUGCCUGAUAACUGGAUCUAUUUCUCGUGUCACGAGUUGCAUUGUUACACCCCUACUGCACAGCCGUGCUGUUAAUGGUUGCUACAGGAUACAUUCAGAUUAAACAUCUCUCUUCUGUAAGCUUUUGGGAUUAAUCAGUAAUAAAAUGUCUUGUUUACAGAGAAAUGGUCAUCCAGUUCGGAGAGCCAGGAGCACUGAAAGGAAAAUACGUUUUCUCCCUGAGAGGGUGGCCUCAUUAAAACAUUAGAAUUAAUAAACCUUUAACCAGCCUUUAAAUAUUUGGUGGGAAUCACCGGCUGCAGGCUUUAAGCCUUUAGUUUCUUUAAGCUUUAUCAACCGUAUCUUGUUACCAUUCGUUCACUGGCCCCACUGUAUUUAUUUCCCUCUUCGUCAAAAUGCCAUUCACUGUAAAAAAUAAUAAUAAAAAAAAGAAUAAAAAAAAAAAACAACAGACAGAGAAUGU